Molecule: messenger RNA, 3714 nt
Organism: Plasmodium knowlesi strain H
Lineage: Eukaryota; Apicomplexa; Aconoidasida; Haemosporida; Plasmodiidae
Product: U3 small nucleolar RNA-associated protein 12, putative
Exons: 2
Coding region: 1-3714 (1237 amino acids)
Biological process (GO): maturation of SSU-rRNA
Cellular component (GO): small-subunit processome; Pwp2p-containing subcomplex of 90S preribosome
Molecular function (GO): snoRNA binding; protein binding
Source: RefSeq, a predicted model, not a curated record
AUGGUGAAGUCAUACGAUAGAUACGAGUUCGAGGACUGCUUCGGCAUUGUCAAUUCGAAAACUUCCAACUGCGUUUUCCUGAACAGUAGUAGCAUUUUGUCAGGGCAUGAUGAAUGUGUAAGCCUAUGGAAUAUACAAGAGAAGGAAAUAAAGAAGAAACUCACAGUACCCUUCACACCUCCGUAUUAUUUUUUCUCCUACCAUGUGACGCACAUAUGUGUAAACCCCAAGGAUAAAAAUAUGAUCGCCGUGGGGUAUGUUAAUGGAUGUAUUAAAGUAUUUGAUUUAGAAUCGAACAAAGUCACUUCGACUUUCUCAGGACAUACAUCAGGUAUAAAUAAAUUGAAAUUUAAUGAGGAUGGUAAUUAUCUAUGCUCAUGUGGGAAGGACACGAAUAUUAUACUGUGGGAUGUGGUAAACGAUCAAGGAUUAUUUAAAUUGGAGGGGCACACCAAUAUCGUUAACGAUAUAGAGUUUCUGAGAAGGAAAAAUAAUUAUGUAGAUAAUUUUGUGAAUAAUAAUUUGCUUAUCAGUGCAUCGAAGGAUUGCCUCAUCAAAGUUUGGGAUUUAAACAUUCAGUUAUGUGUCCAGACUGUGGUCGACUGUGAAGAAGAAAUUACGUCCAUUCUGAUUAACGAAACAAAUACUAGGUUAAUCGUCGCUUGCAAUUCUGCCGUGAAGGUGUACAAAGUUGACAUCAACGUUGGUGGGCACGACAAGUUUAGUAGCUCCUCGAAGGUGUACUUGACCUUCCUAACCUCCAUUAAACGAGCCAACAACAGUCGAAUACAAAAUAUGAAGAUGAUUUUUCUUGUUCAAAGUGAGGACCACUACGAUAGCCUCGAUGUGCAGGAGGAACGUUUGCUUUAUGAUGACGAUGAGGAAGAUGAGGAUGAAAAUAUUUGGAACCAUUCGGAAAAAAAACAAGCCGAAGACGGAGAAGAUGCUUCAGAUGAUGGCACCACCAAUGAUGGGAAUGCAAAGGGGAAAAAACCAAACCGGAAUGAAGACUCAACAGAGAAUUUGCCCUAUGGGAAGAAACCCAAUUCGGGCCUCAAUCAAACCGAUAAACACAUUUUAAGUGUUAUAAAGAAAUCGCUGAACAAAUCGAUAAAAUUGUGCAACCGAAGUAGUUACUGCGCAGAUGGGGACAACAAUGGAAUCCUCCUCUGUUGUACGAACUCUAAAAAAAUCGAGUUGUACAAAAUAAACUCUAUGAAGAACCAGAAAAAAUCAGAAAAAAAUAAAAAAAAAAGAAUCUUGGAAAAAUUAAAGAAGAAAAAAAAAGCCAUUUUGAAAGAAGCCCAAAGGGUAGAGAAGUUUAAAGGAACACAAAACAUAGAUUUUACUAACUUGAUGGAGGAAGUGAAAAGUCUGGAGGAAGAAAUUGCUGUACAUGGUAAGUAUCACUUCCACACAGCCAAUGAUGAGGUAAAGUUUUUGUUUCAUUACAACUGCAAGUUCAGGCUACAAUACCUGGACGUGUACCGCAGAAGGAAGAGGGACACCUAUAUCUACCUACUCGCAGCGUACGUGACGAAUCGUUUGAGCGUGUUCCAAGUGAACCUCUUCGACGUUUUGACUAAAAGGGAUGAAUUCGUCGUCAGGGGGGGUGACGAGGAAAUACGCAAUGAUGGCAAGGGCGAUGGUGAGGAGGAUGUUGGGGAGGAGGAUGAUAAGGACGACGAUAACGAUGAUGAGAAAGAUGAUAACGAAGAGGAAGAAGAUGAUGAUGAGGACGAUGAAGAUGACGAUGAUGAUGAUAAGGAGGAGGAGGAAGACGAUGGAAAAGACGAUGACCAAAGCGAUGAUGAUGAAUCCAAGAGGGAUCACGCUCCCAAAGAUGAAGCACGCGGAGACCUCGGCGCGCCUGCCAAAAUUGUGGAGAAAAAAAUUUAUGAUUACUCCAAGUGCUUCAAGGAGACGUGCGAAAUAAACAAGGGGCACAACAGUACGGUACAGUUUUUGAGCCUCUCCGACAAGAACGAGCUGUUGGUGUCCAUCUGCAAGAAGUACGUGAAGGUGUGGAGCAUGCGGACCUUCCAGAAUACCAUCACCAUAAACUUGGAGGGGUGUACAAACGCGUUGUUUUGCGAAGACGAUGAGUAUGUCCUCAUUAGCGACGACACUGGGUACAUCUACCUGUACGAGUUGAGCAACAUUGAGAUGAGGCACUCGUACAAGGCGCACGCGAAUGGGAUCAUCAGCAUGUGCAAGAAUCUGAAACAUAACCGUUUUCUGUCCGUCGGGGAGGAGAGCUACUUGAAGGUGUUUCAACUGUGCUGGCGAGAGGGGGGCGCUGAAUCGAACGGUGAAUCGAGCGACGAAGGAGAGGAGAGCGAGGAUGCCCCAAGGGGCAACCCACCCAAUAGCGCGAAAAAACGGCGGAGAAUAAGCACCACGGGGGAAGGCCAACCUGCGGAAUUGCACUCGGAGGAGGAAGAGAAGACGGAGAAAACGACCCACCUGACCUUCAACGAAGUGGACUGCUACAACUUAACCGACAAAGUGAGUUGCGCAAUUUAUUCACCCAACGGGAAGUUCAUCUGCGUGGGUUACCUGAACAACUUGAUAGAGGUGCUCUACAGUGACACCCUAAAGCUGCACUUAACAUUGUAUGGACAUAGCCUUCCCAUCACGUGCAUGGACAUAUCAAAAGACAACACAGUGCUGGCGUCCAGUUCAGCAGACAAGUUUCUCUUCCUGUGGAAUAUAGAAUACGGAAGUAUCACGAAGAGGAUGCAUACAAAUUGUGAUGUACUGACAAAGGUGGUUUUCUUUAACAAAAGCAAUAAUUUGAUAAGUGUAUCUAGAGAUGGGUUGAUAAAAAUGUGGGACGCAAUAAAAUUCCAGUGUAUCUGUACCAUGGAUGGGAAUUUUGGAGUUCUCACUUCGCUAGCUAUAAAUAUAGAGGACAAUUAUUUCCUUACGUCAGGAACGCAUCGAAGUAUCAGAUGCUGGAUGAAAAAAGAAGAUGACAUGAUUUUCUUAGAAGAAGAAAGAGAUAAAGAAUUGAAUUUACAAAUAGAGAAGGAGGCUGUCAGAAAUGAUAUAUCUUACCCAUCCUCUGUAGAAAAGAAUGCUCUUCUAAGCAAGGCCACUAUUAAAACGAUUGACACCAUAAAAUCGUCUGAAAAGUUAAUAGAAUACUUGGAUAUAAUUGACGAGGAAUUAACCUUACUGGAUAUUUAUUUUAAAAAUUUAACCGAGUAUGAAGAAGCAAAAAGGAAAAAUGAACUUCCUGAUUUUGUUCAGCCUCCAAAUAAGGUGAAGCCAAGACCAGAACUGCUAAAUAAAAAUCCAUUUGAGUUCAUCAUUGAAGUUAUGUGUCAUAUAAAAAAAAACAUUUUGCAUGAAGUGCUAAUUUCUUUGCCCUUUUCUUAUGCAUAUAAGUUACUAAAUUAUAUCAAGACGUAUUUGAUGGCAUUCUAUUUUUUCCAGCGCAUUCAAAAUGAUUAUGGGAAAUUUAAAAUUUGUGGAGAUCUGAGUUUCCACGUCGAGUAUUCUAUCAACAUCGUCCUGUCCAUUGUGAAUAUAUAUCGGAACCAGUUUUUGUUUGACGUGAAAUUUAGGUUCCUUCUGUACGAGCUGCAUCAACUCAUUAUUCCGCACCUGAGGAGAUCCCUCGAUCAGUGUGCCUUCAACCAAAGCACCCUCAACUUUAUGCUCCAUGGUAUGGACGACGAGGAGGUAAAUGUUGAUGGAGCAUUGUAG